AUGAGGAACCCCAGCCCUAACGCAAGUGGGCUUGCUUUCUUGGUAUUAUUGGCGACAACAGCAUUGUGGUGGCUCCCAUCUGCGAGUUCCAUAUACCACAACGUUGGAGGAAGCCAUGGCUGGAGCCUUCCCCCCAACCAAACCUUCUUCCAAGACUGGGCCAAGCCUAGGGUUUUUGGCGUCGAAGACAGUCUCCUUUUCCCAUUUAGGAGUGCCGUUUACAACGUGGUAGAGGUUGAAAAAGAAUCGUUUGAUGGAUGCAAAAAUGACAAAGUGAUCGCCAUGUACACCAGAGGACCCCUUAUCCUCAACUUCACGCAGCCUGGUGACCAUUACUACUAUUCUGGCAUCGGUAUCCAAUGUGAGCUUGGCAUGAAGCUACACAUCACCGUUGUUGCCGGCAAGGGAAACUCUGGCCGGAGUAGGAAUCUUCUUUCUGAUCAUGACCAUGACGACGUUGAGAUGCAGUUGUAA
Molecule: messenger RNA, 474 nt
Organism: Diospyros lotus (date-plum)
Lineage: Eukaryota; Viridiplantae; Streptophyta; Magnoliopsida; Ericales; Ebenaceae
Product: mavicyanin-like
Exons: 2
Coding region: 1-474 (157 amino acids)
Cellular component (GO): plasma membrane
Molecular function (GO): electron transfer activity
Source: RefSeq, a predicted model, not a curated record